Gymnogyps californianus (California condor) is the source of this 2241-nucleotide messenger RNA. It is a transcript of the gene PLXDC1, whose product is annotated as plexin domain containing 1. Bases 1 to 471 code for a protein of 156 amino acids. The record is from RefSeq and is a predicted model, not a curated record. The transcript is spliced from 5 exons. Lineage: Eukaryota; Metazoa; Chordata; Aves; Accipitriformes; Cathartidae.
AUGCGAGAAGGUCAGAUUUCAGAUGAGAAGACCUGCGAGGAUUUAGCAGAAGGCGACCGCUAUUCGGCACCUCCUGACAGCUCUUUCUCACCGCUGGAUGAGGACGUCACCACCUCCACGUCCUCGCUCUUCAUCGACAGCCUCACUACGGAAGAUGAUACAAAGCUCAAUCAGUAUGCAGGAAGCGAAGGUGUGGGAAGCAGCCUUCCUUCCAAGAAGGCAGGCGCCCCGAUUCACACAGGUACUAUCGUGGGGAUCGUUCUGGCUGUGUUGCUCAUUGCAGCUAUUAUCCUUGCUGGAAUUUACAUCAACAGCCACCCCACCUCCAACGCUGCCCUGUUCUUCAUUGAGCGAAGGCCACAUCACUGGCCUGCCAUGAAAUUCCGAAAUCACACCAACCAUGCAACGUACUCCGAGGUGGAGCCGGCCAGCCAGGAGAAGGAGGGCUUUGUCGAAGCAGAACAGUGCUGAGCGCUUCUCCCCUUGCGUCUCAAACCUCCCAUGUCUCAAGUGUUGGAGUCUUCUGUUAUUCUAUUGCAAAGUCUUUCCCCUCUUGGAAAAGAAACAGCAAGUAGAGGAAAAAGACCCAAUGGAGCAUUUGAAAAGGAUGAGUCAGGGUGAUGUGAGGCUGGACUUGCCUGGAUUCCUCACGGGACAGCAGAGCCUGCAGCGGUGGCAGUCAGUUGCGACACUGGACUCUGCCUGCAGCCCGGCACCGAAGCCCUGGAUGUGGCGGCAGAAAAAAGCGCAGUCAAUUUUUUAGCUUGGCGUGGGUUUUUUUGUUUUGUGGUUGGGUUUUUCCCCGCCCUGUGUGUGGCUGACCUCUUCCCUCCUCCAGCAGGAGUCUUAACAGGGGCAGCAAAGCGGGGGCAAAUCUCGGUACGGGCAAAAUACGCAGUUGCCUCAAGCAGCAGGCUCUUGGGGACAGCAAAAUAGAUGCCUUUUGCUGCACAUGCUGGCUCUGCCUGCACUCAGGAAAGUCGGGCUGGUUGCCUCUGCCCCCCUCCACAGAGGGGCUGGGUAGCUGGGGGCAGAUGCUGUUGGUGGCCCAGGAGAGGUAAGGUUGGCUCUCCAGGGCUCACCUCCCCUCUCCCAUCCCCUCUCUCCCGGCUCUGUCCCUUUCUCCACUCUCCCCUUCGCCUUCUUUUGGGGCGGGCGACAUUUAAUUUUGCCUUCGCGGCUGAGAAGCCUUGAGCCCUUGUCUUUUCAUCCUGCAGUUGGUCUUCCACCACCGUGGCUUCAACUCCCUGCCCUCCUCUCCUUUCAAGGCAACAGCUUCCACCCCCUGCUCCAGAGAAAGGGAAACCUGAUCUAUUUUAAGGGCAAAACCCUGCAGAGGAUUCACCUUCAGGAUGUUUGUGAGCCAAUGGCUCUGAUGCCCUUUUUGGCAUCUAAUUAGUUUGCUAAAUUACUAAUUAUGACCCUUUCCCUAAAGGGGACAGAGUGUGAAAAAAAAUUUUAGAUUCCUUCAGAAUACGUCCUUGUGGCGUGGCCACUAAUCCAGCAGGAACAGAGUAGGUUUUGAUGGAAGAGGAUGGGGACAGAGCACUAGCGAAAGCAGCGUCCUCCCACGGGCUAAAUCCUGACGUAAAUCCAAACUCAUUCAUGGGCAUUUCACAUAAAUAAGGAGUGAAGGCAUACAUGCCUUGAUACCAUUGAAAAUCUAAAAAUCACCUUGUAAACAUCAUCGUUUUUAGAGCCUACUCAAGUCAGUGGAAUUUUUUCUAUUUUUUUAAUUUUAUUCUGUCUGUGAUAGGCCCCUGGUCUGGAUUUGUACGUAUAUCGUGAUUCCAGACUCUGACCCUAACUAAGGGCUUCGACACUAGACCUCUCAGGGUUUUCUACUCCUUCUGUGCAAUCGGAAUUUAAAGCUAAUCUGCAGAAAUACUCUACCCUACUUCCACAGACACCAGCUGCAGGAUUGGGCCCUAAACUGAGGAAAGCUUGCAUAAAAAAAGGGAGAGUCCAAAGUCCAGUGGAAGGUAAAGUUUUCUUUCCCCCACCAAAAAAGGUGUUAGUUGUAUGGGGCUUUUUUUCCUUUUUUUUUUUUUUUUUUAAUUUUCUCUUGAUCCUCAGUUAUUUAUUCUGAUAAUCAUGUUUGAUGCAUAUUUUAUCCACUGGCUGGUUCAGCUGUCACUGGUGGUGAUUACUGCCAAAGGCAGGGUCUGUCUAAUUAAUGUUUUCCUUCUCAUCUGCUGAAUUUAUAUAGCCAUUAAAGAUAAAUAUGGAUGCUUUGUGGCA